UGCUAAAUAAAUGUUGUUAUUUUUAUUUUCUUUGCAUACAAAAAAUAUUAUCGUCGCUUCAUAAAAUUCAGAUUGAACCACUGAUGGCAGAUGGACUAUUUUGGCGAUGUUUUUUUUAAUACUUUUCUGUGCCUUGACAGUGUAAUUUACUUGGCAGUCAAUGGGACAGUCACAGUCACAUCUUAAAUUAUGUUCUGAGGACGAACGAAGCUUUUACGGGUUUGGAACGACAUGGGAGAAAUUGAACUGCUCCUCCCUUCGCUGUCAGUUUGGUUGCCAGAUUGAGAGAGAUGGUGAAAUGGGCUGUUUGUGUCCUCCAGGGCUCUACUUGGCUCCAGAUAACAGAACCUGCAAAGACAUAAAUGAGUGCGAUGGUCUCUCCCACACCUGCACAGAGUGCCAGUCCUGCAGGAACACUUUUGGGAGUUUCAUUUGUGUCUGUAAGGAUGGAUAUGUCUUGGGAACACUUCAGGAUGCAGUCACAUGUCGAGAUCAAGAUGAGUGUCUGACAGGCAACCAUCGCUGCAGCCACCAAGCCAGCUGUGUGAACACAGAAGGCUCGUACACUUGCCGAUGUGAUGAAGGCUACACUGGAGAUGGCUUCAGAUGCUGGAAGAGGAGCAACAGACUGUCAUGGGCUGCUAUGUACUUCCAGUAUAAACGCUCCAAACAGAUGAGGCCAGUAUAGAAACUGCAGAGCUGGGAUGGCUGUUCAUGUUUCAAUCAAUAUGUGUCAUGAAAUUAGUCUUUGUUUUUAAUGGAUUAACCAUCUAAAAUCAGGAAAUCAACCCAAGAACACCUGAGAGCAAGUUACACUGAUUAUAUAUUACAAACACUACAUUAAUUUGAAGGGGACAGGUAUCAUUACUUAAAACUCAAAACUACUUCACACUAAUGUCAGUACUUCUUAAUAAAAUACUGACCUCUGGUGGAAAGAUGUUUUCUAGCCCUUAACCAAGGGAUUUCAUAGAAUUCUUUUAUCUCGUAGAUCUUCGAUAUGUUCACUCAAGUUCUCUGAGUUCUAUAUUCAAGAGUACAUAGUGUGGAAAGGCUUACUGACAUAAUUAAGGGAAACCGGAGUGCGCUGUAGCUCAGGUCGAGCUCUUGCUGGUACUGUGGUGGGAAUGGGCAGCUGCGUCCAGACUCCCUUAACUCCAUUCACGUUCACCACAGCAGGUGUCACAUUGGACCUUCACAGAGAAACAGAGAGCACUCGAAACCCUGGAACUACUUACGGGACAGCCGAGAACAAAGGAACGAAACGGGGGAACGUACAGCCUCAUCGAAUAACUCAGACCACAAUGCCUGGAGAGGGGAAAAAAUUCCACAAACUCACCACAAGAAACGCGAUAAAACCUGCUCUUUUUCAUUCGAAGCUGUCAGAAAGCAUCUAUACAAAGGACACAAACAGAAACAUUUCAGAUAAAAGGUUCCAGGCCCCUUUUUAUGAAGCAGACCUCACACCAAGUUGUAUGUAAUUCCUACCAGAAACCGGUUUAUUUACCGAAAAAUAAGAUUUAACGCCAAGCUUGGCACUACAAAUAAAAAGCAAACAAGUGGAGGAAGCUAAGAAAGGAGAGGAGGGAGUGAGAGUGAACCUGGGGAGAAAAGGAAACUCACAGCAGUGGAAAGUUUCUCUCUGUCUCUCUAGUUAUUUUUCUCAGGUCUGUUUAUGUGACACUCUGAGGGCCUUUGCAGGCUGGACGCUUGUGCUAAUGUAAUACCGCUGCUGCUAUUGGUGCUAAAUUAAGUGAAAACAAUUAAUAUGUAAAUCUAAUUUGGACAUCUGCAGCUACAACAACUCUUUCGGCCCAACUAUUUAGGAAUUCAGCCCUCAGCUCGGCUUUCAUUAUUAAAAAAAAACAAUAUUACCAUUUUCCGAGCAGCUGAGCGAUGACUAGAAGGGCUGCAAAGAGCCAAUGACAAUACAGAGCUGAGGGGAGGUGGAGGGUGGAGGGAUGAUAGUGUAACCCGCCACCCACGUUGCUGCAAAGAGCGCACGCUCAAAACUCAGGCACUGAACUAUAAAACCACACAGACCCCUGUAUUACUCGUGCUGUCCCAUUCACUUAGGGUGAUCUCAAACAGGCUUUUUCAUCCGCAAGUCUUUCCACGAUUAUUGCAGCACUACAAGUCUCCCGGUGGGGACCGUGCUCCGGCACGCACCCACUCUGUGAGACGUAACACGCUGUUUCCGAGGGCUUAGCCCGGUGAUUGAAGUGGCCACCUGCCCGGUUGUAGAAGAAAGUGGUACAGGUCUUAAGCAUUUCCUGUAAGUCCUGAAAGUACGUCCUGUUGUGACACUAAGGCAUCUAUCCAGGAUGUUUAACCCCAGAAUGCUUGACCCAAAACCUACAUUAAUGCAAAAAGAGUGUCAAAACGACUUCUUUUUAGUUUAAAAUGUUCAUUUGUUCAU
This is a messenger RNA of Onychostoma macrolepis, 2416 nucleotides long. RefSeq names its product nephronectin. Bases 161 to 688 code for a protein of 175 amino acids. NCBI's taxonomy places the organism in Eukaryota, Metazoa, Chordata, Actinopteri, Cypriniformes, Cyprinidae. The record is from RefSeq and is a predicted model, not a curated record. The transcript is spliced from 4 exons. Gene Ontology annotation, molecular function: calcium ion binding.